AUGGGAGUCGAGGUGCAGAGCUACAAAUCUGGUGAUGAUUCCACCUUCCCGAAGAAAGGACAAACUGUGAUUGUCCACUACACCGGCACGUUGGCGAACGGCAAGAAGUUCGAUUCCUCGCGGGAUCGCAACGAGCCCUUCAAGUUCAAAAUCGGUCGUGGGGAAGUCAUUCGUGGCUGGGACGAAGGUGUCGCCAAGAUGUCGGUCGGCGAGAAGGCUAAAUUGGUCUGUUCUCCGGACUUCGCGUACGGGGCUCGUGGGCAUCCCCCGGUUAUCCCGCCCAACGCCACUCUCACAUUCGACGUUGAAUUGAUUCGUGUGGAAUGA
Notodromas monacha is the source of this 327-nucleotide messenger RNA. NCBI's taxonomy places the organism in Eukaryota, Metazoa, Arthropoda, Ostracoda, Podocopida, Cyprididae. The record is from the annotation of a GenBank genome assembly.